UGGAGUAGCAUGUGACAUCUCAGGGCAAAAUAUGUGUGGCUUGGCAAAGAUGAAACUCAGGAAUGGAAGAAUGACCUCUUGAGUGUUUCAAGGCUGCAAGGGAGGAGAAAAAGAACUUUUUUUUGAGAUAGAAAAUGAAUGCAGUUGAGACUGACAAAAUUCAAUUUUUUCAUCUCUUAAUUACAUGGGUGAAAAUGAGAAACUCUGAGAAAAUGAGAACAAUGAGGUUUUGAAAUGGCCUUCCAUUGGGUAGAUUCCAGUCCUGUAAGCUAAUUCUAAAAGAUUUGUGUAAAAAUCUCUUAAUAGGUUCUUCAUCUGAAAAGCUUUUCCUGAGCCAUAUUUAUUAACUCUAAUUUAUCUGGACUGAAGUUAACUGAAGUUAAAAAUACUUAUUAUGUGGAUUUCAGUUGCCUGUCUUUAUUUCAGUAUUAAAUAUCUUCAUGCAGUGUGUUUACGCAUUUAAGACCAUGUAUGUCAGAUGUCUGUGCACAGAUGAGUGUGAGAACAAAUUAAUCGAGAAUAUGAGGAAAGGAUCAAAGAUUUUCCCCAGUGCUUCAUACUCUGGUUGGGCUAUUGCCAAUUCUAUAGCAGCAUGGUCAUUAAUGAGAUGUAAAACACAGCUAUAACUGAGUAAGUGAAAACAGGAGACUGAACCUAUGUGUGUUUUUUGUCUCAUACUGCAGGAUGAAGAAAUGCGUAAAGAUUAUGACUACAUGUUGGAUCAUCCUGAAGAGUAUUACAGGCAUUAUUAUCACUACUAUAGCAGGAGAUUGGCACCUAAAGUGGAUGUCAGGAUAGUGAUUCUAGUUGCAGUGUGUGCCAUCUCUGUGUUUCAGUUCUUCAGCUGGUGGAGUAGUUACAAUGAAGCUAUCAACUACCUAGCUACUGUGCCAAAAUACCGUAUACAAGCUACUGAGAUUGCCAGGCAACAAGGUUUACUCAACAAGACUAGAGAGAAAGGAAAGAACAGGCGGUCUAAAGAAGAAAUUCGUGAAGAAGAGGAAGAAAUCAUCAAAGACAUUAUUAAAAAUAAAAUAGAGAUAAAAGGCGGUUAUCAGAAGCCCAAGAUAUAUGAUAUCCUUCUGUUUCAGAUCAUUCUUGCUCCUUUUUACUUGUUAAAAUACAUAGUUUGGUGCAUUUGGUGGAUUUAUUGUUUCACUAUUAAAGGGCAAGAGUAUGGUGUGGAAGAGAAGCUGUAUAUCAUACGAAGGUACAUGAAAAUGUCUCAGUCUCAGUUUGACAGCCUAGAAGAUCAUCAAAAAGAGAUAUUUCUUGAACGGCGACUGUGGAUACGAGAAAACUAUGAGGUCUAUAAACGAGAACAAGAGGAGGAGUUAAAGAAGAAGAUGGCCAUGGAUCCCCGAUGGAAGAGAUAUCGGCGGUGGAUGAAGAAUGAAGGGCCUGGGAGACUGACUUUUAUUGAUGAUUGAAAGUUGCUGAACAAGAUCUUUGCUCAUGUUGAAAGUUAUUUGCAAAACUUUUCACUACAUCAUUCAGAGUUUUGUUUGCUGUGAAUCAGCAGUGACCUAAAACUCAGGAAUUAUUGAAUCAGGCCUAAAAAUACAGGUUUACCAUUUUUAUAAAUCAGACCUAUUAAACAGGCUCAGCUCAAUGUAUAUAUGCCAUUUACUUGGGGAUAUCAGUGUGACAUUCAUUAUUCCAAAUGAUGUAUCUUCUUUACAUAUUUCAUAUUAUCAGUGGAACUAUAAAUUUAGUCUUUCUGAAAAUGUUUCUAGAUUAGUCUUUGAAAGUCCUGUGUUUUUCCUCUUAAACUGCAAGCGGACACUGGAAAUGCUUAUAAAGGCUUCUGAAGCAAUGUCUAUUUUCUGUUUUCCUCUUCCCCCUACUUUAAAAUCUAGUUUCUAAGGUGCCAAAUUGUUUUUGAUGUAGACAAUAUGGGGAUUAUACCAGAGUUCUCUUGCUAUUCUUAUGCCAGUUGCAAACUAGUUUUGUUCUUUGAGGGAUGAUGUAUGAAUGAUCGCUGUGAUGUAAACAUGCCUUAAUGCUUUGCUUUACAGUGUGGUCCAUGAAAUACUAUGUUUAGAUCUCUUGCUUUUGUUUUCUUAUCUUUUAUGUUGGAUUGUAGGUUCUUGUUCAGAACGAGUAUACCAGUGAAUAUUAGUCUACUAAAUGUGAUAUUUCUUUCACCAAAGUAUUGGUAAAAGGGAAAAUGACCCUUUUGUUAAAAGGGGCAGUUUAGAUGCCUUAUGUAAAUAGAAGUUUAUGUAAUAGAUACUGAUUUUGUUUUGAGUUCUAAAUCUAAAGUAUUCUUUAUUUCUUCUGAUCAGACUUCAGAGUACUUAGAAUAAAUAAUGCACAACAGUAUACUAUGGUUUCCUUUGUAAUUCAGCCCAGGUCAGAGUUUCCAUGAUUUGCUGGUAAAAGGGAUUCUGUUACUGUUCAGGAAUUCUACUGACAAAAGGGCAGGUGGGAAACAGAAGAAGCCUAAUUUGGCUGUUUUAUCACAUCUGUGAAAGCAAGUUCCUCAAAGUGUUUCUGCUGAAAACAGUGCUAGGUUAGCUAGCUCUUGAACUUGCUACUCCUGCCGAAGUCAAUAAUAGCAAAAAGUUUUAAAAUCUUUAUUUUUGAAGCAAGACAUUUCUGAUUCUGCAAAAGACAACCUGUCCUCAUUUUUUGCAGAAGAGUUUGUUCUCUAUGCCUCUUUUGCUAGCUUAGUUUUCACUAAUUCUUUUGGAAUGUAUUCUCAGUUUUCUGUUUAAAAUGUCUAUUCAAAAGCAUGUUUGAAGUAUUAUGCUAAAUGGUUCUGUGUGCAUUAGUAAAAUUGAACAGGAAUUGCAAGAUUGCCCUUUAUCUCUGCUGCAUGUACUGUAGCUAUAAACUUAAAUACAAAGUGAAUUAGUGGUCAAUUCAAAUUCAAAACUUGUUAAAAAGGGUGUCUAGAAUAAGCUAUGCUUGUUUUCAUGAAGUAAUCUUAGGAAUGCUUCAAAGAUGAAGUGAGAUACCUUCACAGUUUCAUCCCCCAAAACAGUCAGCUUGAAAGAGUGAAAGGGGGAAGAUUAAGUUGCUGAGAUAAAAACAAAGGGAAUAAGGGUAAGCAUGAGUAAAAUGGUGUUGAUUGGGUCAGUUUUAUCUGCAAAAGAACCAGGCAAGUGCAUGCAAGAGGAUCUAAACCUGUGGCUGCAGUUUCACAGGCUAACAGCUUUGCUCUUGCCCUCAUGCCUUGUUUUGCUCUCUCUUUCCCCUCCCAACCCAAGUAUUGAGGUUAUACAAAUAAGCAGUCAAAACACAGAUCUGUUUUCCCUUUUUGCCUAGGUUAGUUCUAAUCAAGAUUUAUUUCCUGAUUUGACACUACAGCAGUAGGGGAGGGGCAGUCUCUGGGGAGCACAGCACUGUGUCUGUUGGCAGCAGUGGUGUCUUGUCUCUGUAAAGCUGUGGUCUGAUCCUGAGUGAGCAGAGAAGGGAAGGUCAGCAGGUGUUUUCCAACCUGCUUGCUGGAUAGGAGCUGUUAUGCAGGCUCACCUUGGAGCUGACUUUUCUCAACAUAAAAGCCCUUAUGAAAAUAACCAGAUGCAGACAUAAAUUCAUGGACUGCAGCAGAAAUUUCCUGGGCAGUGACACUGGUCACAUCUCCAUAAUAAGGGAUAGAAAAAAACCCUGUGUCUUUACAAAACUGUCAGUGUUACAGUGACACAUUAUCUGAGGCUACUGAGCAUUUCUAGCCUAACAUCUCAUUGUGGUUCUAAAUUAUGUCUGUUUUCUGGGCAUAAAUUUUCAGGUCCUAUUAAAUCUUGAAAUAAAGUUGAUAAACCAAUCAUAUACAUAAGGGAAAAAAAAAAAGCAGGAAUGAGACUGCUGAGAGUUACAAUACUAUACCUAGUAAAGCCCAUGUAAAUUUGAUAUGAUUUCAGAGAAGAGUGCUUACAUGAGCAAGUAUUGCUGGUACUGGGUAGCAGCAAGAUCUUUGUGUGGAAAAGCAUGGCAAGGUAGCAGCAUCUUGGAGAACCACUGUACUUCCUAUCAGCUUUUUUCAAAGAACUGUAUCUGUUUUGUAACAUGUAUGUAUUUUC
Messenger RNA from Athene cunicularia (burrowing owl), 4028 nucleotides. It is a transcript of the gene DNAJC25, whose product is annotated as DnaJ heat shock protein family (Hsp40) member C25. Lineage: Eukaryota; Metazoa; Chordata; Aves; Strigiformes; Strigidae. The record is from RefSeq and is a predicted model, not a curated record. The transcript is spliced from 3 exons. Gene Ontology annotation, biological process: protein folding. Gene Ontology annotation, cellular component: endoplasmic reticulum membrane. The coding region runs from base 657 to 1430 and encodes 257 amino acids.